This is a messenger RNA of Papaver somniferum (opium poppy), 333 nucleotides long. RefSeq names its product multiple organellar RNA editing factor 6, mitochondrial-like. The record is from RefSeq and is a predicted model, not a curated record. Gene Ontology annotation, cellular component: mitochondrion. The transcript has a single exon. Gene Ontology annotation, biological process: mitochondrial mRNA modification; cytidine to uridine editing. NCBI's taxonomy places the organism in Eukaryota, Viridiplantae, Streptophyta, Magnoliopsida, Ranunculales, Papaveraceae. Bases 1 to 333 code for a protein of 110 amino acids.
AUGGCUGCAGCAUUAAGAGCCAUGAUCACAGAACCCUGCCUAGCAAAUCGUGUUUUUUCAGUCCCACUUCCUGGUUUGAUGAGAAAGCAUUCUGUUCUUUCAUCUCAUUCCACCGUUCUACAGAAAUUUACACCUUGUGCAUCUGGUUUGAAUACUAUAAGGUGGGUCAAUUCUGGUUCUAAUGGUCCUCCUAAAGGAAUGUCACAAUACAUACCAGGUUGUGAUUUUCAACAUUGGCUAGUUUUUGUGAAAGAACCUGGUGGUCAUGGAGCUACCAAAGAACAGAUGAUUGAAUGUUAUGUUGAAACCCUAGAUGAGGUUCUUGACAGAUAA